AUGGACCCUAGUAGGAAUAUUGAUGCUGUGUGCACCUCUUCCUCCUCUGUGUUAUGUGGAGCCACCCCAGACACUGAUGGAGGAAAACAACAUUUUAUCACAGUCUAUGCGUGCAUCAAGAGGCAUGAUGGUUCAUGCUCCUGGUACAGAGGCUGCGCACCACCAAAGAUGGACUGA
Messenger RNA from Nematolebias whitei (Rio pearlfish), 177 nucleotides. Its product is annotated as metalloproteinase inhibitor 2-like. The transcript has 2 exons. Lineage: Eukaryota; Metazoa; Chordata; Actinopteri; Cyprinodontiformes; Rivulidae. The record is from RefSeq and is a predicted model, not a curated record. Bases 1 to 177 code for a protein of 58 amino acids.